CCGAGAUAUCACGGACUUCCUCACAGCAGCUUAGCACCGAGGGAGAGCAAGACCCACCCUACUUCUCUUUAAUAAAUGGAGACCCCUGGCGCAGUGCCCGAAUUCCGUCCGACCGAGAUCACGCAGGAGAGUGUCGAGGCGGCGCUCAAGAACGACAAGGGAAGCGACGCUCGCCUCGUCUCCUUCACGGUCCAGGAAUGCACCAAGAAAGGAGACAACUUCGCGACGCUCGUGGUCAGAGUUAACGUUAAUUUUUCAAAGGAAACAGGGUACUAUUCUACGUCUUAUAUUGUAAAAUGUGAUCCGAGGCGACUGAAAGCACUUCAGGACUUCAUUUACGUCGGUUUCCAAAAGGAACUCGUAUUUUACCAGCAACUGUCACAUGAACUCCAGUUGCAACUCCAAGACGCUGGCCAAACACCGCUGAAGGUCCCACGAUGUUUCUACGCUUCUUUUGAAGAAAAUCGAGAAGUUAUCUUCCUGGAAGAUCUUGCCCCUAAAGGAUUUAAGAUGUCCGACCGCAACGUAGGAGUGGACGCUGCCCAUACAAAGCUCAUCCUCGAGGAACUGGCCGGACUCCACGCAGCCUCCUACCUCCUGAAGGCCAAGAUCCCAGACCUUAACAAGAGAUACCCUAUCUUAAACCUGGAUUGGCUAACCUACGCGGACAGCGCACGACGCAGUACGCAAGGCCUUUUUUCGGAUAUCAUGGACUCCGCUUCCAAAUUACUGCGUCACAUCGGCGGGUACGAAGGGGCGGUGGCCUGGCUCGACAAGAAUAAGUUGAGAGCAGCUGAAAUGAUCGAAACUGAGCUGAGGAGAGUGCCUCCGUUUGACGUGCUGUGCCACGGAGAUUGCUGGAUCAACAAUGUUCUCUUUAGGUAUACCGACGAGGGUGUUCCAGUGGAGGUCAUGCUCCUUGACCUGCAGCUGGUCCGCCACGCCUCGCUCGCCACCGACCUCAACUACCUGCUCCACGCCAGCCUCAAAGGGCAGACGAGGAGGGACAACCUCUCGUCAUUCUUGGCGGCUUAUUACCAACGCUUCAGUCAGGUCCUGGCGGCUGGUGGCUGCGCGGUGCCCUUCUCUCUCCAGGAUCUCACGCAGGAGUAUAGGAAUCACCUAACCUAUGGACUGAUUAUAGGCUUAUUUGCAGUGGUUUUCGGUCUGGCUGGGGGGGCAGAGCUCAUCGACACUGACGGUGAGGCCGAAUUGCAGGACAAAAGGAAGGAUCACCUUAUCAGCGCGAUGGCAAAUCAACCAAAUAUUCGUGAUAAACUUGUUUUCUUGAUUGAUGAGAUGAUCGAAAACGGGAUUAUUACAUGACUAUAAAAGGUAUAUGACAUAAUAAGGAGUUUGAUGAUUGUCAUGUACUAAUUCCUUAUAUGGUACCGCGAUAUAAUUGCUGUUUCAUUACGUAUUUGCACUGUUUUGGACUACAAAUGAUAUAAAAUAAAUGUUAAUUAGAGCGUUAAUUAUCUAUUAAGGAAUAGUACAAAAUUUUGUAUUGGGAGACAAAAAAAAUAUGAGAAGCUAUUAAUCACAAUUCACAAACUAAUUUGAUACAGUGUACACUCAGACCCACAUAUUAUCAUUCUGAACACAUCAAAUACUUGGUAUAACUAAGAUGUAACAUACGUAGCGAAGUUAGUGAGAUAACCAGUUUCCAUCUAUAGGGUACAAUAAUAUAUAUACAAUCACAUUUACCUGUUUAACCAUACAAGUAUUCUCUCCGAAAGACGUUGUAAAAUAUAUUUUUUUAACAGAUUUACCGUCCUUCUAGUAUUCGUUUUAGAAAAUGUCCAUGGCUAGCAAGUGAUACUUCAAGUCAAAGAUAGUCCUUUUUUUCCAAAAAUAGUCUGAGAAUUAAAUUUCCUUUCCGUGAA
Molecule: messenger RNA, 1886 nt
Organism: Penaeus indicus
Lineage: Eukaryota; Metazoa; Arthropoda; Malacostraca; Decapoda; Penaeidae
Exons: 3
Coding region: 76-1326 (416 amino acids)
Source: RefSeq, a predicted model, not a curated record